Molecule: messenger RNA, 4543 nt
Organism: Sabethes cyaneus
Lineage: Eukaryota; Metazoa; Arthropoda; Insecta; Diptera; Culicidae
Product: centrosomal protein of 162 kDa
Exons: 5
Coding region: 197-2950 (917 amino acids)
Biological process (GO): cilium assembly
Cellular component (GO): centriole; axonemal microtubule; centrosome
Source: RefSeq, a predicted model, not a curated record
GGCUAAAUAUUUCAGUGUAAAAAAACGAAAAGGAUAACGCUGGUUCAUGACAAGAAAGUUUUCUGCGUAAGCAAAUAGCAAAUUUUUCGAUUUUGAAACCUUUUCUGCCCGUCCGGACGGAUUAGCUAAGUGCUUUUGUGUAAUGUGGUCCUGCCGGGCGUAAAAGUGAUAGUUGUUAGCUAGUCGUGGCAGUGCAAUGCCUUUUCUUUGGCCGCCAGCACCAGCCAGUCAGAAAAUGGGUGGUUCAAGUGCCAUGGAAAAACUCCUUGAAGCCCAGCAGCAACAAUUGGAUGACAUAACGAGUGAGUCGUCCUUCCUGGAGUUCCUCCGCAACGAACAAAGUUGCCUAGGUGCGGUCAUUUCCGGUGAUUGUGCCGGCAGUACGGGUAGAAAUAGUUCGGGUGAAGAUGUCGAUGUGGAUCGUAUUUUUGCACAAGUCAGCAAAUUGACUGGUGAAGUGGAAGACGAGAGGAGUGUGGACGAGAUUCUGCUUGAAGCGGAACAGUUGAUACGGAAGCAGCCUAUUUUUCGGAAGCUUGAUGAGAAUGGCGUUGGUCCUUAUGAAGCGGAUCAGCCCUCAAUUCACACGGUGACCAGUGCAAUGAAAGAUAUAUCGUGUGAAUCUACCCCAAUGGAAAUGAGGUGUGGUGUGUUGGAAGAGCUAGAGGCCAUUACACGGAGGGAAGAGGAUAGCAAAGAACUCAUCAAGCUCGCCCUGCAUCAGAACGCACCACAAGAUCCUGCAGAGCGAGAAACGACCCGCCGCCGGAGCUUCGUCAUCAGCACCACCGAGCAGCAGGACGACCAGGCCUAUCGUAGGCCACAUUCAGACCAAACCUAUACUCUGCCGGAGCCGGCACCGACGGUGCCAACAGACAUAAUGCGUACUAAAAGGACCAGCGCUUCCAGCACCACAAAACCGGCUACAGCCUCGGCGCGAGUUAAAUCCGCCACGCCAAAGAAACGUUCCAACAACACUAACCGACCAUCCUCGUCGAUUCCCCGUAAAUCGGUUGAAGAAAACAAAGAAAACCAACUACUUAGUCAAGCCCGCAUUCGGGACUUGGAGGAAAUCUACAAUUUGACGCUGAAGGAUACUUCGCUAGAAAGGAAAACGCCUUCUCCGCCGGCUGUUUUGGCAACUCUUAGCCGCGAGAAAACCUUUUGCGACAAGUCAACUGCUCCGUCGCCGACCCACACCGCUCCGAUCACGAGCAGCGAAUCUUUCAGCUGGGCAAAAGAGCGUGAGCUGGAGAGCAACAUCAGUGAACUACAGGAAAAACUAAAAGAUACCGAGGAGCGAUACGAAAGUCUAAAGAUCCAGUAUGACACUCUUUCGCAGGUACAUCGGACUCUACGGGAGAACCAUGGGGUAAUACAGGAGGAAAGCGACAAGCUUAAACUGGACGUACAGCACUUGACCGAGUGUGCAAAUGUGUUGAGAUCUGAAUUACAGGCAGCACGCAGCGAUCGGGACGCUGCGCUUGACCUGCAGAAAAUCCUGCAGUCCGAACUGGAAGAAUCCCGCCGAGAUAAGAAGCGCUACCAGGAACUGAACGAAAAGGACACCAAAACCAUACAGGACCUCCAGCGGCAAUGUCGUGAAAUGGAGCGAAUUUUAAUGCGAAAGCAUCCUGACUCGGUUUCUGCGUUGAUAGUUGCAAGCAAGCAUUCACCCAGCAGCAAACCGGCCGAGGAUGCAUCACUGACGCGUCGUCUAUUGGAGCAACGCAUUGCCCAGCUGGAAGCGGAUGCGAAGGAACAAGAUGCCAAGGCGCAAGGUAUUUUGGCAAAUGUGCAAGCCCGCUUCAAUUCCGUACAAGCCAAGUACGAGACGCACAUUGCCGAUCUCGAGAUGCAGGUGCUCAGUUUGCAAGAGAUUAACUCCAAGCUGAAUGAGAAAAUUAUCCGACAGAUGGAGGAACUCUCGAGCAUUACGAGCCACGCCGCAUCUUCGCUUACCCGAGGAGCGGCAGCUAGCAGCAACUGCUUUACGCAAACAGACGACAUUGCCGAAAAGGAUAAUAUUAAAACUCGCUCAAUUUCAGUGCAAACCGAUAAUAAGCUGACAGGUGGCGGGCAGCCGGGACGCGCUCAGUCUGCUACCGGUGGAACGAAACGUGUUUCCUCUGCUGGAGCGGGUGGGAAAAUACCGAAUUCUCUAUCGGAUUCACAGAUUCAGAAUCGCGAGGAUGCCCAUCUUUUAGCAACGAUCCGAGGAAUGCGAGUCGAUUUAGCAAUUAAAGAGAAGGCGGUGCAGCGAUUAACUCGUGAAGUGGAAGAUAGUAAGAAAACAAUUAAAAAACUGCAGAAGGAGCGUGAUGCGUACUUGAAAUCCGAUGGAAAGAUGGCCAUUGUCAAGGGGAAGGUCUAUGAUCCGUCUCAAUACUCGGAUGGAAUAACAUCCGACACAGGUGCUCUCAAGGACGCUCAUCUAAAGAUUAAGCUGUUGGAAGCGGAUUACAAGACUUUGCACGAGAAGAGGCUGCAAGAUCUCAAAACCCUCCAAGCGGCUCACGAGCGUGAACUUUCUGCCUGCCAUGAGUCGGUACGUAUCCUACAGCAACGUUUGGCUGAGCGGGAGGAGCUUUCGCACGCCAAAGAAAAGCGGCGACCAAAUCAUAAUAUUGAUUACUUUGCGCUUAAAGCGAAGGUAUCCUCACUGGAGCGCCGUCACACGGAGCGCGAGCAACGCUUGCACAUGUUGGUGGAAGCACUCAGCAAGGGAGGUAAGUUGAAUGGCGUUCAUAUUCGUGCCCUGACCGCCGGUGGUUGCGGUGGCGGGGCUCAUGGUGCUUCAAACACGGUAACAGUGGCAGCGGCAGCAUCCAUGAACAGUACCGGUAGUGCCACAAGGGGCGAUGAGGAAAACUGCAGCCCCAUCACGGCCCUGUCGGUGAGUGCUCAUCAGCAGCCGUUAAAUGCUGCCACUGUAGCAGGAAAUUUGUAAGAUUUGGCGAUUUGCCCACCUUUUGCGUUGUUUAACAAGCUGGUUUUAUUUAUACCGUUUCCAACUAGAAAACUUAGUAGUUCCGCAUAAAGGUAACUUUUAUAGUUCUGGUGAACGUAAGAUUCAAACAUUGUUGCUGGGUUCACAGUUACUAACACUUCAACGUCUAACCUAUAGUAACGUUUUCGGUCGUUCUUUCUUCUGCUUAGAAAAGUAGACUAACGUUGAAAAUAUCCAGUAGAAAUACAUAAAAGUAGUUGUAUCCUAACUUUCGUAUUUACCUAGCAACGGUUUUAGUCGAUAGAUGCAGGGAAACCCAUUUUUUCCAUAGUAAGAUUGAUGUUUUAAACCCUUUGGUAAAUUUUACUUGUUUAACUUUUUUAAAGUCAGUAAUUAGGUAUUCUAUUUUGGAGAAAAAAGUCACAAUAGAGGGAUAUAAAUCGGAUUAAAAAGCGUAGCCAAGUUAAUUGUGACCUGUAGGUUGUGGCAAACGAUUUUAAAGCGUGUAGGGGGAAAACGCAAUCAAUUAUUUCUUACAAAAAAUCAAUAGAGUAAGUGUAUUAGCAAUUAGUGUUUUAGCAGUUCUAUAGUAAGAAAAUUUAAUUUAUUUUUGGCAAUCAUUUUGCGUUUAUUAGCUUCAUGACAGAGUGUGUUAAAAUGUCCAUCGUAGUCGUAUAAGCAUUCAUUUGAUCUGAUCAAGUUUGAGCGUAUUUUAUGUUAUUUUAGUAAAACAAUUAUUCCGUGUCACUAAGCGACACUGUCCGUUUAAAUAGGACUUCACUGUUCGGUGAGGUAAGAUCUCGGUAGAUAUGCGUUGCUGUUUAAUGAAAGCUUAUCCACAUUUUCGCGCGCUUAGUGGCGGCUAGUGGGUACACUUAUAAUGUUUAUUUGCUUUUGGGAACUCCGCUUACGUACCCUUGGGCAAUAUAGUCUUAGCCACUCAGCCCUAUCAUCGAGCUAUCGAAACGAUGGCUCAAGUAGAGAAGAAAAAGAAGAAGAAGAAGACAUACGCUUGAAAGUUCUACAACAACAUUCAAGGCAGGAAAUAUCAACUUGACGUGAACAAAGUUGCCAAAGGCAUGCUAACGUUUACCGAAAGUUGUACCCACUAACCGCCAUUACGCACGCGAAAAGGUGGAUAUAUUAUUAGUUAUAAAAAUAACAAUUAGUGUUUAAAUCAUGAACCAUUCCGUUCACAAUUUUGCGAUCUCAGAGAGGAAGGCACGGUAUGCGAUUUAGUCAAUUCAUCCGUUCCAUAAAUGUGUUAUUCAUAAGCUUACUCUUAAUCGUAGCAUUUAGUAAUGAUAUUGGUGGUACCUACAUAGUUGUUUAAAGCGAAGAAAGAAAAAACUACAAGACAGAAGUCGAACGUGACAAUAGUUUUGGUAAGACGUUUAGAUUUAUUUUCGAAAUUUGUACAGCAAAUAGGUUGGAAAGAAAAACUUAUACUGGUUUUACAGUCAUACUUUAGUGUUUUGGAGAAAUCUAACGAAAACCGUACAUCUUCCUACCGUUUUGCAUUAGAGAAUAACUUCUCUAGCAGCCCAGCGAGAGAAGGGAAGUAAAUGAAAAACAUAUUCAAAUACAAAUAAA